Diaporthe citri is the source of this 1452-nucleotide messenger RNA. RefSeq lists its product as uncharacterized. Bases 1 to 1452 code for a protein of 483 amino acids. Gene Ontology annotation, molecular function: pantothenate transmembrane transporter activity. The record is from RefSeq and is a predicted model, not a curated record. Gene Ontology annotation, biological process: pantothenate import across plasma membrane. Gene Ontology annotation, cellular component: plasma membrane. Lineage: Eukaryota; Fungi; Ascomycota; Sordariomycetes; Diaporthales; Diaporthaceae. The transcript has 9 exons.
AUGUCUGCUGAAAAGAACUCCAUUGGAGGGAGAAUCCGAGUCUUCUUUCUGGGCGACGAGGCAAAGACUAAGGAGGAGAGGAAGCUCGUGCAGAAGAUCGAUCGCGCUGCUUUUGCAAAUGCAUAUGUAGCCGGGCUUCGCGAAUCCCUGGACAUGAGGGGUCAUGAUUAUAAUACCGUCCUUUCCGUCACGACUGCUGGAAUGGCCAUCGGCCAGAUUCCGCACGGACUGAUUAUACAAAAGAUCAAGCCGCGCAUCUGGCUUCCGUCCAUGGUCGUCGUCUGGACUGCUUUGACGAUGGUUAGUGCAGCAUGCAAGACAGUAACCCAGCUUUGCGUCGUCCGUUUCUUCCUCGGCGUUGCAGAGGCCAGCACAUAUGCCGGAACGAUCUACAUAAUCGGCUCGUGGUACAAGCCCAAGGAGAUAUCGAAACGGACGGCCAUAUUCACGGCCUCUGGCCAGGUCGGCACUAUGUUUGCCGGCGUCAUGAUGACGGCCAUCUACAAGGGUAUGGGUGGAUUGGGUGGCCUUGAGGGCUGGCAGUGGGUGUUUCUGAUUGACGGAAUCAUCACGCUCCCCAUUGCGCUGUUCGGGUUCUUCUAUUUUCCUGACAUCCCGGAGAACACCACGGCGGACUACCUGAAUGAAUCCGAGAGGAAGAUGGCCGUUACCCGACUUCCUCCCAUUAAGGAAGGGGGACACAGCAUUAGCCCCUUUUCACUUAUGAAGCGCUUGUUCCUCCAACCCAUGUUUUGGAUCUUAGUAUUCUGGUCCCCAGUCUGCGCCACCCUCGAAGCCUACUCCGUCCAAAACAACUUCCUCAUCUGGCUCAAAUACCAGUCUUCACACUUCUCCCAGAGUCAGAUAAACACGUACCCUCUCGGUGUGCAGGCAGUUGGUAUCGCAUCCAACAUGUUGGCCGCCUGGCACAUGGACGCCACCGGGACCCGCGUGCCCAUGGCCGUUGCGGCUGUGAUGUUGCAGCUGAUUUGCGCCAUCAUGCUUCUAGUCCCAACGCUGCCGUUUGCCGGGACUUUCUUCGCGUUUUACCUGUCCGGGACCGCGUACAUGGUUAACCCGCUGAUCUUUGGCUGGGCGAGCAUAAUCCUCCAGCGCACUGGGGACGACGCGGUCCGCAGCGUCACGGUCUACUGCAUGAACGUCCUUUCCCUGACGCUGUACACAUUCUGGGGGAUAGUGUUCUAUGCAGCUGAUGAGGCGCCGUACUGGAGGAAGGGUGGCAUUGUCAUGAUUGUGUGUUGCUGCGUCAUGCUGGGCUACGUGUGGGUUGUGUGGAAGCUCGAUAAGCACACUAUUGAAAAAUAUCGAAAUCACACCGUCCAAGAGACUCAGAUGUCAUCUACAAGCCUGCGAGAAAAUGUUGGCAGUGAAACGGCGGACAGAGAAGAAGAAACCAAGCAUCCUGGGUCCGAGAAGGUUAUCUCCAUCUAA